This is a messenger RNA of Protopolystoma xenopodis, 225 nucleotides long. The record is from the annotation of a GenBank genome assembly. Lineage: Eukaryota; Metazoa; Platyhelminthes; Monogenea; Polystomatidea; Polystomatidae.
AUGCGCCCCAGUUCUAGGUCCGGAAAUUGCAAGCAAAGUCCAGGGCUGGAAUCCGUGGGCAAACGUUGUAGCCAAUGGACUAAGGAAGACGAAAGUGUUACCUCAACAAGGGUUUGGCCCACAGACCUGGUUUCUGCCUCCGCUGCUAAAAGAGAAGCUAUUUUCACAACCAUUCAGCUGGUUUUAGAAGAAACACCUCCUGACUACCCCGAAUUGACAAUGUGA